Molecule: messenger RNA, 2742 nt
Organism: Metopolophium dirhodum (rose-grain aphid)
Lineage: Eukaryota; Metazoa; Arthropoda; Insecta; Hemiptera; Aphididae
Product: glycoprotein-N-acetylgalactosamine 3-beta-galactosyltransferase 1-like
Exons: 10
Coding region: 1045-2193 (382 amino acids)
Cellular component (GO): membrane
Molecular function (GO): N-acetylgalactosaminide beta-1,3-galactosyltransferase activity
Source: RefSeq, a predicted model, not a curated record
UUCCUGGUUGGGAAACAGGCGAAAACUCGCGGUCAAUAAUAUUAUAAGAUCAACUAUCAAAUAUUCAAAUAUUAGUAUUUAGUAUAUUACGUACACUAAUAAUUGUACCCUUGAAGUUUGUACUAUAAUAAUUAAUAUUGUUGUAACUUGUCGCCGCGCCGUCGGGAAACCGAUCGUUUUAACGUUUCUAAUUGCCGAUAACGGCGGGCGGCGGCCGGCGGGACUAUACGUUAUCGUUUUCAGCAGCGGCGUUGCUGUCACAACGACAAAAUAUUAAAUAUUAACUUCCCGUGCGUAGGUAUAAACGGUAUAAUAGCUCGGCCGUAUAUCAUAGAGAGAUAAUAAUGUUCUAACGAUGAAUAAUAAAAAAUUAUCGUAACUAAUUAUUACACUAAGCCUUGCGAGCUCGGCCAUAGACAAGACGGCUGCCGACGAGAGACGAGUGCCUAUGUAGACGCGUCUUCGUUGAACGCGAUAUGCCAAUAUCGUAAACUAUUGCAGUGCACUUCAACUAUAAUAAUAAGCACGUUUCACACUGCGCGAUAUUCGGUUCGGUUCCUCCUCUCGUCGCCCGCUAAUAUCGCCGCCGUUGGUCCGUUCAGUCUUCUUACGUUACAUAACACAUCUAUGGUUCAGUCGUCGCCCGUCGUCAAGAUCGUCAUGCACGUCGUUUGCGACGACCCGAAAUCGCCGACGAACGCCUCCAAGCCGCCGGUCUUCAACCCUACGCCUGUCUCCACACUCUGUCGACGUCCCAAAUUGACGAUGAAGUAGGAUGGUCGGAUGGAUGUGAGCGGUCUCACCGCGACGGUUAGCUCGCUGUUUGCGAUUCUACCAUAGAACACUGUCUACUAUGGUUGGACUUUUUAGCAUUUCUUCAUAGUUGGAGUCUGUAUGUCCAAAUGUGUUUUAAUAAAGUUUUGUACUUGAGGAGUUUGAUAUUAAUAGGGAGGGAUGACUACCAAGAACAGAAAUGUGACAUAAAAUAUAAACUACAAUCAAAAUUAGCCAACAUAUAGAAAAAGUUUUUUUAUACUAACAGCAAUGAAAAGUGACAUUUUAUAUUUUAGCCGACCGGGCAUUAAAAAAAAUGCCAUUCUAACCUUUUGUAUCGGUGUAAUAUUUGGAAUAUUUUUUGCUUAUACUACAGUAACCAUUACUGAAUGCCAUUUUAAAGAUAUCAAAAUAUUUCCAUCAAAGUUUUCAUAUGAUUCGAUUAGAUACAGUGACCGUCAUUCACAUGGACAUGAUAAUGAAGGUUCAUUCAAUGAUUCACUCAUUAUGAAAGACCAUGGGGAAAAUGAGACAUUACACUUUCAUGAAGAUCUCGUGGCUCAAGAACUUAAAAAACGAAUUAGAGUUCUUUGUUGGAUCAUGACUAGUCCUAGUAAUCACAUUAAAAAAGCAAGACAUGUAAAAGCUACAUGGGGUAAACGUUGCAAUACAUUACUUUUUAUGAGUACUGUUAAAGAUAAAAGUUUACCUUCUAUUGCAUUACCCGUUAAAGAGGGUAGAGAUUCCCUUUGGGGUAAAACUAAAGAAGCAUUUAAGUACAUACAUAAACAUUAUAAUGAUUAUGAUUAUGUGUUAAAAGCUGAUGAUGACACGUAUGUUGUAGUAGAGAACUUGAGGUAUAUGUUAACUUCAUUUAACCCAAAAGAUCCAAUCUUCUUAGGUUGUAGGUUUAAACCUUAUGUUAAACAGGGAUACAUGAGUGGCGGUGCAGGUUAUUUGUUAAGCAAAGAAUCGGUUAAGAGGUUUGUUGAAAAAGCUAUACCUCAUAAACAAUGUCGGCAAGAUAAUGGUGGAGCCGAAGAUGUAGAAAUUGGUAUUUGUCUUCAAUUAGUUGGAGUAAAAGCUGAGGAUUCUCGAGAUAGUUUAGGUCGUGGACGUUUUUUUCCAUUUAUUCCAGAACACCAUCUUAUACCUGGGCAUACAGAUCCAAGUUUUUGGUACUGGAAAUAUAUUUACUAUCCAAUAGUAGAGGGCAUGGAUUGUUGUUCAGAUACCGCAAUUUCAUUUCAUUAUGUGAAUCCUAAUAAUAUGUAUGUUCUCGAAUAUCUAAUUUAUCAUUUACGACCAUUUGGAGUGACUCAGAAUAUUGAUCAAGCUACCGUAAACAAAAUUUACCCUAACAAAGAGAGUAAUGCUACAAAGACUGAUCAGCCAAUAAACAAAACACAACAUGUAUAAACUUGAAUGAAAACAAAGUUUUUAAAAUACUUUACUGUGUGAUUACAGUGUUGCCUCUUAUAUUGUAUAUUAUUUAUAUUUAUAUUUAUACACAAAUUAGAAUAAUUAGUUCCGUGCCAUUUCCAUGUUCUGUUUUUAUACAGAACAUCUUUUCUAGUCAAUAACUUAUUGGCAAAUCCUAGUCAAUUUGCUCAUAAAGUUCUUAUUGAUGGAGCUUGAUUUCUUUAAAUUGUUCUUCUUAUUAUCUAAACAUUCUAAAUGAACAAAAUAAUUAAGUUAUGCACUAUAUUAAUUUAUUUCUGUGCUAUUUUUUUGUUAAAUUAUAAAAUAAAAUGUUAUUUUAUAAUACUAUCUUGAUUUAAUACAUUUUAAAAUGUUAUCAAAUGAACCAAAGAUAUUAUUUUAUAUUUGCUUAUAAAUGUCACUAAUAAUAUUUUUUUGCUAUUAGUGAUUUUUUUUUGUUUAUAAAUAAAUGUUCUUUAAUAUAAUAUAGUGACUAUACUACUUAUUCUUGUAUUGAAAAUAAAGGGAAUUUAUAUAUUUUAAUAA